AUGCCGAACUACCGGCUGUUGCCGGCUGAUAGCGAAUACCAAAGCCAUCAGUCUGCUCCUAGCGCCGCGAUCGAAAAGAUGGUCCGCCUUAGAACGUUUUUACAGCCGCUUCUACUAGCCGCACUCGUGUUUGCGCCGCUUUCCCACGGUGAUGGUGACCUUCAACUGCCGGCCCUGUACGAGCUAGAUGAGUGGACCGAGUGCCGGCAGCUGUACUGUAUGGCCCGGGUGAUCCUAUCGUCGGAGGGAAAGCCCGGUUCUAGUGAAGUCUUCGACCCCAUCAACGAUCUUCAACACUUUCGACGGACGCUCCUUGAUCGAGGUGUGUGCCUGCGGUCUGUGGACGCGGUAAGUGGACGCAGGCCCGAUGGAAAGCGCCACUUUCCUGCCCAAGCAUGGAACCGAACGGACCGAUACAUUCUGGAGCGGGAACACUUUCCACCGCAUUUUCACGCCAACGAAAGCACUCAGCUGGCGGCCAGUGACGUUAUCGAUCGGCAGCUUGCGGCUCAACAUCCGGGACUGAAAGCGUACACCGAGAUUGAGUACUGCCUUGAGAAGCGCUCGGCUGCCGACUUCGAACGCGCUGUUUCCAUCUCGCUGGCUUUGGUGUUAGUGGUUGGUUGUGUUACGAGCUGGCAGGCUUGUGGCUGGAUUUUCCGGGAGUUGCGUUCACCGCGGACGAACGGUCCUCACAAACCGUUCCUACUGUUCGACCUGUACAAAAACUUUGCCAUGGUUGGAUCGGUCGUGGCACACUGCGUUCUGUUUGGGCCGUUCCUUAUGCCGAUGAAAAACAUCGACUACUUAGAACAGGUUAUGGCCCAUCCGAACGCUAAGAUGUACCGGCUACUUUGUCCCUUUCUCAUGUUGGUGUUCUUCACGAUGAGCUCGAUGCUGCUGACGGUGAAGCUUCUGCAGGAUCGCGCCGCCAGCCGGUCCCAAUUGUCGCGGCCCACCACGUUCGCCGCGAUCGUUGCGCAUCGUCUGAUAAGGCUGCAGCCACUGAAUCUGCUGACGGUCGGUUUCUGCGCGUUCGCGUAUGAUCGGUUCAUCGGUGGACCCCUCGCGCCUCGUCAGCUGAUCUUCGAGCAGGGUGCGUGUCGGUCGCGAUGGUGGAUGAACGUGCUGUUCAUUUCCAACUUCAACAUGCACAAACCGUGCCUGCCACACUCGUGGUACAUCAGCGCCGAUUUUCAACUGUUUAUACUGAUCGCGUUACUUUUGUUUGCCGUUUUUAGAUGGCCGCAAAAGGCUCAACUCCUGAUUUUUGGUGCUAUAGUGUGCUCUUUCUUGGGCCCGUUUUUGACCAUUCUCUGGUCGAACUUCAACCCGGUUGGGCCGGACAGUUUGCACGAGAUGCGCUUCUUCUUGGUAGACAGUGCGUACCUUGCGCAGCUCUACACACCCUUCUACAACAACCUUUCUUGGAGUGUCGGUGGUAUGGUGGCCGGUUUCGUCUACGAUCGGUAUCAACGCUGUGCAAGCCAAACGUCGCUUGCCACAAUGCGACACCACGUAAACCUUUUCGUAGCGGUUGCUUUCCUACCGCUUGUUGCGUUUGCACGUCUUACGCUGGCGGCUUCCGAAAGCUCAGCAGGAGACGACCGCUUGUGGUUGGCCACGUGCUAUGCCGCCUUCAAGCUCUCGGCAGCUGCCUUCUUCAGUGCUGGCAUUUUGCGUAUUUUGUUAACCGAGAGAGAUUUUCCCGGGUCGGAGAUUGUGCGCGUAGGGGCUAAGCUGUACUACUGCGUCUACCUGAUCCACAUGCCCGUCUUUCGGAUCGUGUUUAGCAGAGCAACAAGCACGGUGGAAGUUACGCCGGAACUGUUGUUUCAAAUGGCAAUGAUAGUGUUCGGAAUAUCGUAUGUACUUGCGAUUCUAUUGCACUACACCUUCGAGAAACCAGUAAUGGGAUACCUCAGGCGAAUUCUACUGCAGCGAGUAUAA
This is a messenger RNA of Anopheles coustani, 1950 nucleotides long. RefSeq lists its product as uncharacterized. Bases 1 to 1950 code for a protein of 649 amino acids. The transcript has 6 exons. The record is from RefSeq and is a predicted model, not a curated record. NCBI's taxonomy places the organism in Eukaryota, Metazoa, Arthropoda, Insecta, Diptera, Culicidae. Gene Ontology annotation, molecular function: acyltransferase activity, transferring groups other than amino-acyl groups.